UUCGAGAACCUCAAGAGUAACUCAAACUGAAAUGUCUUGAAUUUCGUAGUAAAUAUUAUUGUUUCGUGAUAAGACAGUUUGACGUGGCGGUGUUCACCACAUCAGUAUAAACAAACAAAAACGUGGGUGCAAUAUAAAUGGUUCAGCUGCAGUUUCAGAUUGCGAACUCAACCGCAUAAUGCAAGUGAUAAGACAAACAUUUAAAUUUCGAUCAGCUGGAACUAUCUGCUAUUCAUUUGCCAGACCACUCUUAACGGGAGGAUUACCGUCCACAGGAGAUCAGAAGGGGAACCGACGAAAAAAGUAUACGAAUGAUUCUGGUAAAGGUAAACUGUUUGGUUCGAUUGCUUCUUUGUCGGGACUUUUUACGGGGUUACUGUUAAGCACACCUGGUGGUGACGAUGAUGUGGACAAACGAAGAACGCUCUCAUUAUUACCAACUGUCUCGGCCUUUACCCACAAAGAUCUAAAAGGACGCCGAGCUAUGUAUAAUUUUAUAGCUGAUGUGGUUGAUGUCUCAGCCCCAGCGGUGGUAUACAUUGAGAUUAAGGAUACACGACACUACGAUUUUUUCUCCGGCCAACCGGUGACGGUUUCCAAUGGAUCCGGAUUUAUAAUUGAACAGGAUGGAUUAAUUUUGACUAAUGCUCAUGUAGUGAUUAGUAAACCGAAUGCGCUUGUUACUGUGAAAUUACUAGACGGUCGAACUUUUCCUGGAGCAGUUGAGGAUGUGGAUCCGAACUCAGAUCUUGCAACGGUACGGAUCAAAUGCCAAGAUCUGCCCGUUAUGAAACUCGGUAAAUCAUCGGAGCUAAAAUCAGGAGAAUGGGUAGUGGCUCUGGGAAGCCCACUUGCGCUUAAUAACACAGUGACCGCGGGUGUAGUUAGCUCUACUCAACGUCCCUCGCAGGAGCUGGGAUUGCGUGGAAAAGAUAUUAACUAUAUUCAGACAGAUGCAGCAAUUACUUUUGGUAAUUCAGGAGGCCCACUGGUAAAUCUUGACGGAGAAGCGAUUGGCAUCAACAGCAUGAAGGUAACACCAGGCAUUAGUUUCGCCAUUCCUAUUGACCACGCUAGAGAGUUUUUGCAAAGGGGAGCAGACAGAAGAAAGGCGAAAGGAUACAGUACAGAAAAGAUCCCGGUGAGACGAUAUAUGGGUAUCACAAUGCUAACGUUGACAGCGGAAAUUUUGAGAGAACUGCGACAGCGUAGUCUGAACGUCCCAGAAACCGUACAAAACGGGAUUCUGGUGUGGAAGGUUAUUCAAGGAUCACCAGCACACGUAGGCGGUCUUUAUCCGGGCGACAUUAUCACUAGUAUAAACAACAAGCCGGUAAAAAACUCCGCCGAUGUUUAUGAGCUGCUGGCGGGCAAGGACCGUGUCCUAGUAAUUAGCAUCUACCGUGGAGUAGAGAAGAUGUCUAUUAAGGUGAAGCUGGAAGAUUCAGAAUGAAUAACGAACACAAUAGCAUUUAUUUGACAAUGUAUAAUUUAACUGUAAAUAUAUGAACUUGUAAAAAAUUUAAA
Malaya genurostris is the source of this 1527-nucleotide messenger RNA. It is a transcript of the gene HtrA2, whose product is annotated as serine protease HTRA2, mitochondrial. Bases 179 to 1453 code for a protein of 424 amino acids. The transcript is spliced from 2 exons. The record is from RefSeq and is a predicted model, not a curated record. Gene Ontology annotation, biological process: positive regulation of apoptotic process; programmed cell death; proteolysis. Lineage: Eukaryota; Metazoa; Arthropoda; Insecta; Diptera; Culicidae. Gene Ontology annotation, molecular function: serine-type endopeptidase activity; protein binding.